This is a messenger RNA of Chrysoperla carnea, 1439 nucleotides long. RefSeq lists its product as uncharacterized. The record is from RefSeq and is a predicted model, not a curated record. Lineage: Eukaryota; Metazoa; Arthropoda; Insecta; Neuroptera; Chrysopidae. The transcript has 3 exons. Bases 88 to 1305 code for a protein of 405 amino acids.
CUUGUGUUGUCUUUUUAAUACAAUCGAAGAAGACAACCAGUCAAAUUCUUUUAAAUUCAUCCUAGUCACUAAAUAAAUUCUUGGAACAUGGUAGGAAAACUCGUAUUAUUAGGGCUUGCUGCCCUUUUAGUCUGUGCACAAGCAUCUUGUCCAACAUGCGGUAAUUUGGGCGGUGGUACCGAUGUUUGUGGAUGUCAAGUGAAUGUUGUACGUCCAGUACGACCACAAAGAAUUCAACCAUCACCACCACGUGUGAUCUGCACUAAAGUACCCGGUGUUGAAAAAUUCCGUCCAAUUGGAGAUGUUUGCUCAUGUGGUAACAGUAUUGUAUCACCAGCAUACGUGCCAAAACAACGAUGCAACUCAUGCCAACAACGUUAUCAACAACAAAUCCAAUCAUACAGUUCUCCAUUACCUUAUGCAUUAGACUACUCUUUACCAAUCCCAGCUCCACCAUCUCUAAACAAUUUCGAACCAGAAGAAACCGGUAGUGAAUACGAUUACUUGAAUGGUGGUAGCUACGCCGCUACAUACGGUAGCGGUUCUUCAUCAAGCAACAUUGCCAACGAUGAUGCAUUCAAUAACUUCUAUUCACCACAACAACCUUUGGCACCAGCUGAUGCUGUUUCCCUAACUUUGGCAUACGGUUUACAACAACAAGCCGCACGUAGUGUACCAGAAGAACGUUUACAAUUCGGUUUCCGUCAAAUCCCCAAGGAUUCACCAAUCCAAAAACAAACUGUUGACAUUCCAGAAGAACGUUUAUUCACUGUUGACCGACAAAUCGUUGAAUUGAAACCAAAUGUACGUGCUUAUGGAUGUGGUGCUGGAAGUCAAUUGGAAGAAGAAGCUGCUGAAGAUUUAUUACAAAUCCAACAAGAUGAAUUAGAAGCUAACGACCAAAGCUUGUCUGCUAACCAAGCUUACUUGAGCUACAGAGAUAUUGGAUACGUUCCAGAAUCACUCAGCCAAAACCGUAAUCAAUAUAUCGUCAACCAAGCUGUCCAAAGUGCUCAAUACGAUGAUUUACCAUCCAGCCCAGUUGUAUUACGCAACGAUGGAUUCGUACCUGGUGCAGUCAUCAACAGAAAUCAACAAUUAGAAUACUUAGAAGAUGCUGAUGUAAGUGCAGCUUAUGGAAGUGAUGAAGAUGUUGAAGAUAUUGGUUACAGCGUGUACAGCAGCGGUUCCAACGGUUACAGUGGAAGUUAUGGUGGCUCAUAUGGACCAAAUAGUUACUCAGCCAAUGCAGGUACCAGUGGUAUUUUGGUACAAAAAUUAAGCGGUGGAUGUUCUGGAAACUAAGAAUUUGUGAUUGAUGGAUUUAUUGUUCACAUACUUUUUUUUUUAUUGUUGUUUAGAAAAUUUUACUGUGUCAUUUGUUGUUAUAUUUGUUUUUUGUUGCAAAAUUAUUAAAAAAAACACGUUUUAAAAAAAAA